Messenger RNA from Closterium sp. NIES-65, 1476 nucleotides. Lineage: Eukaryota; Viridiplantae; Streptophyta; Zygnematophyceae; Desmidiales; Closteriaceae. The record is from the annotation of a GenBank genome assembly.
AUGGCUUCUCUCCUCUCUCACCUCUACCCCUCCUCCCUCCUACCUUCUCCUCCCCCCUUCUCACCUCUCACCUCGCACCUCGUCCAACACGCGCAUCGCCGCCUCUGCAGACCCCACUGGCGCCGCUACCCUGUCUCUCCUUCCCCCCUUCCCCCCCCUUCUCCCAUCUCACCUCCAUCCUCCCCCUUCCCCUUUACCGCCUCACCUCGUCCAACACGCGCAUCGCCGCCUCAGCAGACCCCAUUGCCGCUGCCACCACGUCCCUCUUUCACUUCCUUCCUUCCCCCUCACAUCUCCCCUCUUCCCCCUCUUCCCCCUCUUCCCCCUCUUCCCCCUCUCCCCCCUCCCCCCUCUCACCUCGUCCAACACGCGCAUCGCCACCUCUGCCGACCCCACUGGGGCGGCUACCUCGUCCCCCUUUAUCACCCCCUCCUCUCACAUUCCCACCCACACCCCCCCUCUCCCCCCACACCUACCCCGUUCCUCCUCUGCCCUUUCCUCUCUCACCUCGUCCAACACACGCAUAGCCUCCUCUGCACACCCCACUGGCGCAGGUACCUCGGCCCACUUCACUUCCCUCCUUCUCCCUUCACCUCUUCCCUCUUGCCCUCCCCCUCCCCCCCUCAUCUCCCCCCUCUCACCUCGUCCAACACCCGCAUCGCCUCCUCUGCAGACCCCACCGGUACUGCUACCGCCACGAAACGACUCCUUUUAAUCUCCGAGUGGAAGGGUCCCAAGAAGGUGAAUCUGGUGGCGGCGAUGGUGCGAGGGAUGACGCCAGACGAUGCGCUCAUGCAGAUGGCCGUCAGCACCAAACGCGCCGCUAAAACCGUGGCUAAGGUGGUCACAGCAGCCAAGGCCAACGCAGUGCACAACCAUGGGCUGGAGGAGAAGAAGCUCAUCAUUGGGGUGCUUUUGAGUAAACACGAUAACAGCCAUGGGCUGGAGGAGAAUAAGCUCAUCAUUGGGGCGGUAUCUGAAGCGGCUGAGCCCGCGUGGGAGGGGCGGUCUGGGUGCUGCCAGUCAGUCCGUUGCCAGUCACUCUUUUUUUCCCUCUUCCCCUCCCCUCUCUCCCACCUCCCUCCAGCGGAGGCCUCUGUGGGCAAGGGGCGGUAUCUGAAGCGGCUGAGCCCGCCGGAGGCCUUUGUCGGCAAGGGCCGGUAUCUGAAGCGGCUGAACUCACAUGAGAGGAAGCGGUUGGGGGUGAAGCCAGCAUAUGUGGGCAAGGGCCGGUAUCUGAAGCGGCUGAACCCGCAUGGGAGGGGCCGGUCGGGGGUGAAGCACCGCUACCGAAGCCGCCUCACCGUGGUGGUGCGGGAGAUGAGCGGCCCUGAGGAGGAGCGAGUGGAACGGCAGAGGGCUGCUGCGGCCAAUCACAGGUGGCUGCGGCGCGUGCAGAGGAAGCGAGGGCAGAUUGUGCCGCAUAAGGUGGUGGAGGUGGGGAGGAGAAAGGAGGUGGAAAGUGGGGCUGCCUGA